Messenger RNA from Penaeus vannamei (Pacific white shrimp), 4163 nucleotides. NCBI's taxonomy places the organism in Eukaryota, Metazoa, Arthropoda, Malacostraca, Decapoda, Penaeidae. The record is from RefSeq and is a predicted model, not a curated record.
UCACCCAUGUUCGACGGGAAAGUCCCCAAUUGGUACCACCAGAAGUGCUUCUUCAUUAAACAGCGGCCAAAGACUGUGGCCGACAUUGGAAACUUUGACUCCGUGCGGUGGGAAGACCAGGAAAAGAUCAAAACUGCGAUUGAAACUGCGGGUUCGGGGGGUGGCGCUCCCUCAGACACAGGAGGGAAGGGCGGCAAGAAGGGCAAGGGAAAAGCCAAAGGAGGCGUUAAUGAUUUCACAGCCGAGUAUGCCAAGAGCGGAAGGGCCAUGUGCCGAGGGUGCGACGAGAAGAUCCUCAAGGACCAAGUGCGAAUCAGCAAGAAAGAAUAUGAUAGUGAGCGUGCCAGAAUGUAUGGACCUGUGGAUUUAUGGCAUCAUGUCGACUGCUUUGUGAAGAAGCGCGCAGAGCUAGGCUUCUUUGAGAGUGGCGACACCAUUGCUGGGUUCGGCACCCUCUCUGCUGAUGACAAGAAUAUGCUAAAGUCGAAAUUGAAAAAGAUUGAAGUGAAGAGGAAGGCAGAAGAUGAGCCUGACUGUGCGCCAAAGAAGAUUAAAACAGAAGAAGAGGAAACAGUUCGAAAGCAGAGCAAGACUAUGUUCAAGUACAGAGACAACCUUGCCAAGCUUCUGAAGAAGAAGGAGCUGAGCUACAUCCUGGAGCACAAUGACCAGUACAUGCCCACUGGGGAUAGCAAGAUGCUGGAUGUCAUUGUUGAUGGAAUGACAUUUGGUGCCCUUGAGCCCUGUGAGGUGUGCCCGGAUGGACGUCUCAGUUACGAGUCUGGUAAAGGUUACAAGUGCCAUGGCAACCUCACCGAGUGGACAAAAUGCACUAACUUAGUCAAGGAGCCGAAACGCCGUCCGUUUAAGAUACCAGAAGAGCUGAAAAAUAACUUUGACUUCCUGAAUCAGUAUAAAUUCAAAGGAAUUCAGAAGAGAGUGUGGAUUGACCAUGGGCCGUCAACUGCUGAAUUGACCGUGAAGACAGAAAAUGGCUCAUCCAUGUCGACCUCUGGUAAACCGCUUGAAGGCAUGAAGUUCGUCAUCGUCGGGGACAAGUUUGGAAUGGAAAAGAAGGAGAUGAAGAAUAAGAUCAAGGAACUCGGAGGAGAAGUGGCAAGCAAAGUGGAGAAGGACACAGCGGCCGUCAUCACGACUGCUGACCACAUUGGAGGCACCAACAAAAAGAUCGAUGCCGCCAAGGAGCACAACAUCCAGUGCGUGAGCGACGACUUCCUGGAGGAGGUGGAGAAGGGGGGUGCGCUGCUCAUGAUCCAGAAGAAGAACAUGGCCCCCUGGGGUGGCGAUCCCCAGGACAGAGUCCAUGCUUCUAAGUCAUCAACUAAAUCUAAAUUUGAAUCUCGAUUCACCAAGAGCAUGCCGGAAAAACAGAAGAUCAAGUUGAAGGGAGGAGCAGCUGUCGACCCAGACUCUGGCCUCGAAGACAAGGCCCAUGUGUAUCAGGGAGGCAAAAAGAUCUACAAUUGUGUCCUGGGCUUGGUGGACAUUGUGCGAGGAACCAACUCCUAUUACAAGCUGCAAGUGCUGGAGAGUGACAAGAAAAACAGUUGGUGGUUAUUCCGUUCCUGGGGUCGCAUUGGCACCACCAUCGGCAACAACAAGCUGGAAAGCAAGGAGGACCUGCAGGAUGCCCUGGCCCAGUUCGAGGGGCUCUACGAAGAGAAGACAGGCAACCGCUUCUCUGCCAAGGAAUUCAACAAGGUGCCUGGCUGUUGGUAUCCACUCGACAUCGACUACGGCCAGGAUGAAGAGAUAGUAAAGAAGCCUACCACAGGAGGCUCAAAGAGCAAGUUACCAAAGCAAGUCCAGGAGCUAGUCGCACUCAUAUUUGAUGUAGACACGAUGAAAAAUGCCCUUGUUGAGUUUGAGAUUGACGUGAAGAAGAUGCCCCUUGGGAAGCUGAGCAAGAAGCAGAUCGAGAAUGCCUACAAGGUCCUUUCGGAAGCCCUAAAGCUCAUCAGUGACAAGCAGGACACGAAGGAUGACGACUCAGACUCCGCCUCCUCUUCCGCCCAGGCCAGGAUCAAGGCUCAGCUCCUCGACUGCUCCAACCGCUUCUUCACCCUCAUCCCCCACGACUUCGGCAUGAAGAAACCCCCCAUCCUGGAUGAUCUAGAGCUUAUCAAGGCAAAGGUGGCCAUGUUGGACAAUUUGAGUGAGAUUGAGGUGGCCUACAACCUCCUGAAGUCGGAGGGUGACGAGGACAAGGACGCCGACCCGAUCGACAAGCACUACCGCAAACUCAACACCAAGAUCGACGUGGUGGACAAGAAGUCAGAGGAGUUCAGCAUGAUCAAGAAAUACGUCAGUAAUACUCACGCAUCCACACACGGACAUUAUAAGCUGGUGGUUGAGGAGGCGUUCAAGAUCGAGAGGAGCGGAGAGAAGAAGCGCUUCAAGCCAUUCAAGCAGCUCCACAAUCGCAAGCUCCUCUGGCACGGCUCCAGGCUCACCAACUUUGCUGGCAUUCUUUCUCAGGGUCUAAGAAUUGCACCACCGGAAGCUCCCGUCACUGGUUACAUGUUUGGUAAGGGUGUCUAUUUCGCUGAUAUGGUGUCCAAGUCUGCAAACUACUGUUGCACCUCACAGUCAAACCCAACGGGUCUCAUCCUGCUUGCAGACGUAGCACUUGGAAAUAUGUACGAGCGCAACCAUGCGGAAUAUGUUGAAAAACUACCUAAGGGGAUGCACAGUACAAAGGGUCUGGGACGCACCUGCCCUGACCCCAGUGAGAGCAUCACUGUCGACGGGGUGGAAGUGCCGCUGGGUAAGGGCAUCCAGGCCCCCGUCGGUAACACCUCGCUUCUCUACAAUGAGUUCAUUGUCUAUGAUGUGGCGCAGGUCAAUGUCAAGUACCUCCUCAAGCUCAAGUUCAAUUACCGGUAUUAAGAUGGAGCUCUUGGUUCUGUGUUUGAGUAAGGGGCCGGAAGGUGGUUUCAUGUUAUUUAUUUGGUCAGUUGAAGAAAUUUAGAUGAUUUGAUUACAGGUAUGAAGAGGCAGCUGUUAUCAUUAUCAUACUAUUAACUAUUACUAUUUUUUUCCUUUUUGGUUACGGCCACUUGUAUGAGAGAGAGGGUCCAUUUUGUUUUUACUCGUUUUUUUUUUUUUUUCGUUUACAGCAUAAUUUGUAUUUGUUUUUGUCUUAUUUCUUUUAUCAUGUAGUAGGGUAUGAAAUAUCUGCAAAGAAAACGUUUGUAGAUAAAGUAAAUUACCAAGUUCCUCAAGAAAAGAACAAUUUAGUUUUGAUUAUGCAAGAAACAGCAACAAGAAGAAAUCGUAGUUAUGAAAAUGAAAUGCAAGCACCAAGUGGCAAUAAAUGUUGCUGCCUGAGGUGUAGGCUAAAUAAGCAGCUGGAGAAUAGGUUAAUUAAACUAGUGGGAGUUCAUGGCAGAAUUUAAAGGCUUUAAAUCGGAUAGUAACAUACAUUCCUAUUAGUUGACUUGGCUAUAAAGUUUAUUGGCUGAUUGAACUUAAAGUGAACAAUAAUAUUAGAUUUUGUCUUGUUGUUAGGUUGUGCGAUUUAUUGCUGGAUCUGUCUUGGAUUAGAUUAGAGUGAGUUGGACUCGACAUAGAAAGAAAACCAAAAUUUGUGCACGAUUUGCAUUUGCAAAAGAAUAGAUUUGCACCAAAGACUCAGAACUGCCAUUAAGUCCCUCAAAGUGUUGUUUUUAUUUUUUUAAUUUGGUAUAAGAAGGUCAUUAUAGUCUUGCUAGAGUAUCGUAAAAAGAUGCAGUUUCACCCGUUUUAGCAGUGGUGCUCGUCUGUUUUUGAAAUGGCUUCAGAACAAAGGAAAGGGAAAUUUUGAGAAACUUUUCCUUUCAAAAUAUUUUCUCAAAGUGGAAGUCCAAGUUGAUCUGUGCUUUUUUUUAAUGUAAAUAUUUUGUUACUUAAUAGAGGCUAUGCAGAAUGCGUGGAGUGUAGCCCUAAAUGUUAUUCAUUUAGGAUAUUUUCUCGUUAAUUGUUUUCCAGAGUAUGAUCUGUAGAUCUUUAGUACCAAAUUUAUUGACUGUACAAGAGGAAAUUGUGUAUGCAUGUUUUGAUACAUGUUUACAUAUGUCUGAUAAAUGUAUUCAUGUAUGGGUGUGUGAUAGAUGUUUGCACCCCCACCCCACCACCACACACACACACACACACACACACAC